Cladocopium goreaui is the source of this 450-nucleotide messenger RNA. The record is from the annotation of a GenBank genome assembly. Lineage: Eukaryota; Dinophyceae; Suessiales; Symbiodiniaceae.
AUGUACGACAAGAUCGGUGUGACUCUUGAAGGUGGUCUCCUGGAGGACGCAUCAGCCAAUCAUGUCUUUAUGGCAAUGCAGCUCCAAGAUUUGCCAGCAGCACUGCAGCGCCAAGUGGAUAGAGGCAGCAACAGGCAUGCAGUCCGCAAUGACGAUGUGGUCUGUCUUGUCAAAAAGUACAUUGGAGACCCUGAGCCGGGCCAGAAGCCCUUGCUUGUCUUCACAGAAGCACGGGCAUCAAGGAUUCCCAACAUUCCAGUUGACAAACAUCCACGAAGAGUUGUGUCAGAUACUGUCAAAGUUCAAUGGCAGAAGUUAGCAACUGCUGUGGAACAAUACUAUGGUGACAGCUACAACCUGCAGCCCAAUACCUCCGUCAUUUGGUCAAUGGCUACUUUCACAACAACUCAGUCCUCGAAGACAUUCCUCGGCUUCAAGUUGAUGGUGUGA